GUCAUCGCAUCGCAUCGCAACCGGGAACCUUAUAAGUUUUAACCGAGAGAGAGAGAGAGCCAAACCUUCCAUCCAUCCUUCCUCUCAACGCUGACAUCUCUGCUUCUCUCCGUAGUGCAUUGCAUCGGUUAACUGGAUAAAGAAAAUCAUGUCACGCCGUUACUCUCAAAACAACAACAGGCAGCAACAACAAGAAUGGAGAAGCAAUAACAGCAGUAAUUUCUCCAAACCACAAACCAAAUUCGUCCCCAAAAAUCAAAACCCUAACUCCAACCCUACUCUAUCCGAUUCUCUAAGGCAAUCUCUCUCAAGUCAAUCCGAUGCCGCCGCCGCCGCCGCUCCAGCAUCGAGCGGUAAUAUGGGCGCAGGGGAGUCGUCGAGUAGGAUUCAAAUGAGAGAUGACGGGGCGUGGAUGUCUAGAAAAGCUGUAGCUGGUGUUCAGGGCGGUGGCAAAUUUGUAACUUACUUGCCGCAGGAUGAGGCUGUGGCUGCGGGACUCGGUGCCGAUGAAGGAGGGUUGGAUCCAGUAGAAUCACAGAGAGUUGUUGAUCUUUUGAGUAGAGAAUUGUCUCGGUUACUCAAGUUGAAACCUAAAGAAUUUUGGAAAGAAGUGGCUAGUGAUGUGUCGUUGCAUGAUUUUCUGGAUAGCUUCUUGAAAUUUAGGAGCAGAUGGUAUGAUUUCCCACAUCGUGGAGUCAAAGGAAUUGUUGCAGGGGUAAUUGUUGGAGAGCUUGACUUAUGUCGCCGUGUUUUCAUGGUAUUGUAUCGCAUAUCUUCCAAUAGGGCUCCGGGUGUCGAGGCCGCUGAAAGCUUGAACUCAAAGGAUCAUGCUGUCCUCUUGCAGGAAAAGAAGUUACUGGACUUGCCUAAGUUGUUGGAUAUAUGUUCCAUUUACGGUCAUGAAAAUGAAGAACUGACCGGAUUGUUGGUCAAGAAUGCCUUGAAAGCCCAGCCUUGGCUCCAUGAUGAUCUGGCCAAUUUAAUGACCCAUUUCCUGGGCAUCAUUCACACAAUGCAUCAACGUUGCAUGUCAUCUUUGGAGGUAUUAUUAUCCGCUGGAAGCCAUGAAGACCAUCGAUCCAGCCCGCUUCUAACUGAUUACUUAGAAGUGAUGGACUUUAUAAAUGAUGCAAUUGUCUCCAUGGAUGCUUUUGUUACAGCAUAUGAAUCAGCAGCUGUGUUCUUCUCGUGCCCUGUUGAAAUGAGUCAUGGGAAUGAGGAAAUGCUGAUCACCCUUGCAAGAUUGCAUGAUACUUUAAUUCCAGCUUUGCAGCGAGGCUUUCGAGUCAUCUUGACAGGAGGGGAUGAUAGAAUGAUAUUGAAUGUUGCGGUUAGUUUAAAGAUGUUGUCAAUGAGGCUGUCCAAAUUUGGAUGGAAAUUGUUGGACACUUGCUAUUUAAGUGAUCGAGUUUUUGAAGAUCACCUUCCCAUUCCCCAUGUAACAAAGAUGUUUCCUGCAAAAGUAGAGGAUCCCGUCAUAAGGACAGACAUAUUGAUUCAGACUUUUAGGGAGAUCAAUGGAGUUCUCCUUGCUGCUCAGGAAAACCAGAGCAAAGUUUCAUUCCUUCAGAAUCUUGAUAGGAAUCAUCAUAUAAUGAGUAGGCUUCAGAGUUUACAAAAUGCCGGGUGGAUUUUCAUGGAUGAUGAACAGCUCCAGUAUUUAUCUGGGAUAAUGGCUUCUAAUCUGAAAGGCACCAUUAAGGACUCACCUGCUUUUCCAACUGCCACUGCGAGCAACAAAGUACAGAUGGGUGAAGAUGUUGCCAUCAUGGAGUCCAAAAUCAGUCAAAUAAAGGACCUUUUUCCUGACUAUGGUAAAGGGUUCCUAGCUGCUUGUCUUGAAGCUUAUAAUCAUAAUCCCGAGGAGGUCAUUCAGAGGAUACUAGAGGGGACCCUCCAUGAAGAUCUAAGGUGUUUGGAUACUUCAUCGGAGACGAUGCCACUGCCCAAAGCUGCUUCAACUGUGGGCAAGAAAGAUAAAGGAAAAGGAAAGUUGGUUGAAUCUACACUUCCUUCAACAACAUCACUGCACUCUGUUAAUCCAGUGGUCCCAGUGGAGCAGCGACAAGUUGAGGGUCCCUCUGUUUCGUCAUCAUCUACAACUGGAAGGUUUGUCAGGAAGCCUAAUGACAUCCCUGGUCACUACACCACUGACACCAGAGAUCACAAGGAUACUGCAAGGAUGGCUGCUCUAAUUUCACAGUAUGAAUACGAAGAUGAGUAUGACGACUCCUUUGAUGAUCUGGGUUUCAGUGUUGCCGAUUCCGGGGUGGAGGAGAAUGAACUAUUAGGUAACAGAAUAAACUCUAAUUCAGGGAUAUCAUCAGGGACCAAAACUGAAACCUCUGCUCAAAACUCUCCUAAUACUAAAUGGGGCUCCAGGAAAAAGCCGCAAUAUUAUGUGAAGGAUGGAAAGAACUAUAGUUACAAGGUUGCAGGUUCAGUCGCGGUGGCAAAUGCUAAUGAAGCUUCUCUUAUUAAUCAAGUACACGGAGAACAAAUUCAUGGUCUUGGACGUGGUGGUAAUAUUCCCCUAGGUGCAACUAAAAAGUUGGCUGAGUAUCAAGAGAAGGAUCGGGACCAGUCUGAUGAACCCGAGAUGGAAGGGAGAGGGAAUUACAGGGGUCGGCCCUGGGGCAGAGGAAGUAGGGGAGGAGGAAGGCUGAGGGAGUCAAAUGAUGUCCAAGACAACCAGUCUGAUGGCUCUGAGAUUCAAGGGAGAGAAAGUACUCCUAACCAUAGAGGUAGAGGUCGGGGAAGAGGAAGUAAUCAUAACUACAGGAAGGAUAGAGCCAUGAAUAAGCACUUCUCUGGAUUGUCUGGUUUCUAAGUGCUCGUGGGAUGUUCAUGCUUAAACAAAAUGUAUAAAAAAAAAUGAAUUUAUGGUGAGAUAUACAAUGUUUGAGAGCUUCAUACAGCUGUAUAGUCGGGCUGCUGUUUGCAUGGCCUGGACUGUGGUCAACAUUUUUGUGGCCUGGACUGUGGUCAAACAUUUUUGUGGCAUUUUAUAUCAGGGACACUCUUUCCUGGUGCCUGUUUUCUAUGGUUUUACGGUCCAGUUUGAAUAAAAAACUCGAGACAGAGUUGAAGCAAUUGACAUGAA
Molecule: messenger RNA, 3103 nt
Organism: Populus trichocarpa (black cottonwood)
Lineage: Eukaryota; Viridiplantae; Streptophyta; Magnoliopsida; Malpighiales; Salicaceae
Exons: 9
Coding region: 149-2830 (893 amino acids)
Molecular function (GO): ubiquitin binding
Source: RefSeq, a predicted model, not a curated record